CGGGCACCUGGCAGUCUUAGCGAGUUGGGGGCGUGGUCCGGGGCGGGGCCGGACGCUCCGGGGCGGGGCCCAGGCUGCAAGGCCCCGCCUCCUGAAGGUGGGCGGGGCGAGCCGCCGCGUGCUUGCGUGCUUGCGUUCAGUGUUCAGGGUGCGCAUGCGUCGAGGUCACCAGUCAGUCAGCUGUAAGAACUUUGCGCAGGUCGUAUGGUGCGUCUUCCUCACCUGAAGUAAGUGGUGGUGGCAACCUUGGUCGGGCUCCGGUAAAGGGCAGCAGGAAGUCUGUGGAACCAAGGUAACCGGGAAACUUGCUGAGUGGCCAAAGGCAGUCGGCUUCCCCGGUGCAACAGGACUGCUUUUCCAUCCAGACGUUAUACUACCGGGUCCCUACCUGACGUGUUGCAACCCCUAUGUCGGUCGCCUCUACAGAAAUAGCCAUAAACUUGUUGCUCACUGAGGCUGUUUACUGAAGACCCACUGAAUGCCAAACGCUAUGCGUUUGGACCCACUUCCAUUCUUAUAACUCCCCUGCAAGGUCGGCCCCAUGGCUGUUUCACAUGGUUCAAAUCAAACUUCCUAUUUGCUAUCUCCAAACAAGGAGGACUGGGAAGAGCAAGGCAUUCCUGACUUUGUCUAUGGGCAACAGGAACUUCUGUGGGAAGGGAUUCAGUGGCCGAGGAAUGCACCCAGUCGCCCAGACGCGCUGCCUGUGCCUCGCUCUAGUUUUGAUUCUGCACUCUGCUCUGCCUGGAGGCAGCGGAUGGAGCUGGGGCUGUUUCGCUAUUGCCUGGGGGAGCUUCAGACCCAAACCCUCCCUGGUGCUGUGGGUUUUGUGGCUCAGCUGAAUGUGGAGCGAGGGGUGCAGAGGAGGCCCCCCCAGAACAUCAGCAGCGUGAGGCAGGCAUUUGACCCUAAACAGUUUAAUUUCAACAAAAUCCGGCCCGAAGAAGUCCUCUUCCGUUUGCGCCGAAAGCCUGAUCUCCCAGGUGUUCUCCAACAAGAGGAUAUCCUGGUGAUGAUCAAUAUCAGUCCCCUGGAGUGGGGCCAUGUACUGCUGGUGCCCGAGCCAGCUCGGGCACUCCCCCAGCGCCUGCUACCAGGUGCACUUCGGGCCGGGCUGGAAGCUGUGUUGCUGAGCUCUCACCCGGGCUUUCGCGUGGGCUUCAACAGCCUGGGUGGCUUGGCUUCAGUGAACCACCUCCACCUGCAUGGCUAUUACCUGGCCCACAGACUGCCUGUGGAGAGGGCACCAAGUACACGCCUGGACCCUGGGGGCCAUUUGCACCUGCUCCAGGCUGUCCCAGCUCCUGGCUUCCUCUUUUAUACCAGUGGGCCAAGGCCCGACUUGGAAGCCUUGAUAAGCAGGGUAUGUCGAGCCACUGACUAUCUGACUGACCACGAGAUUGCACAUAACCUGUUUGUGACCCGGGGAGCCCCACCUGGAAAGACUUCACCUUCCUCAGAUCUCACAGGCAUCCGAGUCAUCCUCUGGGCCCGGAAGUCCAGCUUUGGGAUAAAGGAAAGUGAGGCCUUCAAUGUUGCUCUCUGUGAGCUGGCCGGGCACCUCCCUGUCAAAACAUCGCAGGACUUUGGCAGCCUGACAGAGGCAGCUGCUCUGGCCCUCAUUCAAGACUGUCUGCUGCCCCCAGCCCAGGCAGAAGAGGUACAGGCAGCCCUGGUAGCCUUGACUGCCCAGAAGGAGCCAUAAUCCUGCCAGAAAUACUUAUUUUUCCCACUGGCCUAUGUCCCUUUCAGGAGACCUGCUUUUGAGGGUCAUUUGGGCAUUUUCAUGGCUGCCUUCUCACCUGUCUCCAUCUAAGAGGAUGGAUAAAAAACUGAUAAAAAUGGUCUCUUUAAAGAGAAGAGACCUUGGAAUAAAUCAAAUGAAUGAGCUCUCAUGGAUGUAUCUGCUUCUUUUCACCUUUCUUCUUGGACAAGCCCCCAGGGAUGUCAAACCUACUGUUGAGAAAGGGGCAUGCACAAGAGUUAUAUACUCCAGAAUACCCCCACAUCCUCUGAUCUUGCCCCUCUGCUUGUUCCCCCUUUGUCUACCGUUCCAUUUUUUAAGAUGUUUUAUUUAUUAAUCUUUAGAGGGGAAGGGAAGGAGAGAGGGAGAGAAAUAUCAAUGUAUGGUUGCCUCUCAUGUGUCCCCUGCUGGGAACUGGCCUGCAACCUAGGCAUGUGCCCUGACUAGGAAUCGAACCGUGAUCUUCUGGUUCACAGGCCCACGCUCAAUCCACUGAGCUACACCAGCCAGGCUCUACCACUGCAUUUUAUGUCUUCAUCUCUGCCCUGCCUCAGGCCUUGCUCCAUCCAGAUGCCCUCAUUAUAUACCACAUUCUUCACCUGCUUGACCACCUCGAAUUCUCCAGCCCCAACAAAUCUAAAGGAUGGAGCCGACUACCUGUAAGACGAGUGAAUCAGAGGAAGACUAUGUUGAAGAAGAAGAAUCCGAAGAGGA
Messenger RNA from Artibeus jamaicensis (Jamaican fruit-eating bat), 2458 nucleotides. It is a transcript of the gene GDPGP1, whose product is annotated as GDP-D-glucose phosphorylase 1. The coding region runs from base 542 to 1705 and encodes 387 amino acids. Gene Ontology annotation, cellular component: cytoplasm. The record is from RefSeq and is a predicted model, not a curated record. Lineage: Eukaryota; Metazoa; Chordata; Mammalia; Chiroptera; Phyllostomidae. The transcript has 3 exons. Gene Ontology annotation, biological process: glucose metabolic process. Gene Ontology annotation, molecular function: GDP-D-glucose phosphorylase activity.